UCCUCUUCUUUUUGUCCUUUGCGGUGCUCGCCAGCUUUGCCACCAUUCUUCUCGUCCAAGCGUAUAAGCCGCCUCCACCCAGCGCUUGGUACCAACGUAAAGUCAUCUGCCGCCACACAGGACCCCGGACGGAUGUAACAAAAAGGAUACAGGAGUCCUCUUCCCUGGGGUGCGGGGGGGUGGUCUUCGCCCAGGAGGAGGUGAAGACCCCCGGUCUGCGAGCUCUAGUGACGGAGGGGAAGCAAUAUGGUGUCCACAUCAUCCUUGAGGUCCAGGUACUGGAGGAGUAUAACGGGACUCUGCUCCGGGGGCUGAAGGACGCAGCACGGGGAUGGAUGGCCGAUGGAGCGUCUGGGUUCCAGCUGUUGGGAGGACAGAAAGAAACUGUAAUGAUGGUGUCUCAGAUACUCCUGGAUGAAGUAGAGACGAUCAGCGGGGAGGAACGGCUGAUCCUGCUUCCUGACUGGCUAUGUGAUGAUGAGGAUAUCCCCAAAAAUAAGUCAAACCUUCUGCGCACCUGUUCUAUUCCUGAAUGGAACCUGCAAAAUGUCGCUGUGGGAGCGGAAAUGAAGAACGUGGCCUGGAAGGUGGAUGUUGGUGACAUGGACACUCUGGGACUGAGACAAUUCCAGGCUGUCACCCUGCCCGGAACUGUUAUGUUGUCCCUGAACCAGUCACUGGCUCCGCCCACUUGGCUCCGCUCUCUGCUCUUCCAGCGUUUCCAGAACCCCGCCCUUUACGCCGGUUGGGUGCAGCCUACAUCUAAUGGCUCCUUCUAUAGCGCUGUGUCAUCCUGGGGCUGUUCUGCACUUCUAGUUGCCAUCAGUGGUCCAGAUCAAUCUCUCAAUGUGUCUCUGCAUCUACCUUACUUUUCUGCCUCAGCGAGGUUAAUUCUGUCAACCAAAGGGGGGCGCAACCUAGGUCAAGUGUUCCAGGACAUGGUACUGCUGGAGCCAGGGGAAGCUCAGCUCCUCCGCCUCACACCACAAUGAAUCUGCUGAACUCUAAUAAAGUUUUUCAUGUUUUGAUAU
Messenger RNA from Hyla sarda, 1031 nucleotides. RefSeq lists its product as uncharacterized. Bases 336 to 992 code for a protein of 218 amino acids. The record is from RefSeq and is a predicted model, not a curated record. NCBI's taxonomy places the organism in Eukaryota, Metazoa, Chordata, Amphibia, Anura, Hylidae. The transcript has 8 exons.